Molecule: messenger RNA, 1385 nt
Organism: Bolinopsis microptera
Lineage: Eukaryota; Metazoa; Ctenophora; Tentaculata; Lobata; Bolinopsidae
Exons: 1
Coding region: 78-1352 (424 amino acids)
Molecular function (GO): oxidoreductase activity
Source: RefSeq, a predicted model, not a curated record
CUCUUUGUUUAGACUAUGAAUCGAAAUAUGAACCCAAUUUACCGCUGUGUUGCUUUUCCUCUUUUUCAUGAUGCCAGAUGCACCACUGCAUCAUGGUUUGUCUUCUCAUUUUAGGUUUAUCCGUGGGUUUAGUAAUCUCCCAAAUUACACCUGAGUCUUGGAUUGACUCGGAUAGCACACCAUCGAGCAUUUCUCUAGACAGUGAAAAGGUUAAGGCUUUCGGCCUUCGCCCCUCGAACAACUUCAGAUGUAAAAGAAACACUAUAACACGGAAAUGUAGAUUAAAAUGCACAUGUAUAAAAGGAAGAAGAUAUUGCUGCAGACAGAGAAAAGAUUGGGAUGCCCUGACUCAUGAUGAAAAGACAAGAUUUCUCAAUGCUGUGUACAAUAUUGGAACGGGAAGAGCUGGCUGGCGGCUGAGAAAUAACUGGGUGAGACUGCUUUACAUCCACGAACUGUACUGGGUGGAAGGAAUCCAUGACAGAGUACAGUUUUACCCUUGGCACAGGAUAUACUUGCUGAAGAUUGAGAACCUCCUCAGGCAAGUAGAUUGCCGACUGACUGUGCCGUAUUGGGACUGGACCAAGAACGUUGCCCGGUGGUGGGAAAGCUCCAUUUUCAACUGGAGAUACUUUGGUUCCAAUUUGAAUUACAAUGCCAGAACUGGUGAACAACAACUAACAACUGAAGAUCAAUGUCCAAGCAAUGGUUACUUUUCGCCACAAUAUGGCUAUCAAGAUCUGGAAGGUCAGUGCUUGGUAAGACAAUUCACUUACAACGUUUUUCCUGCCAGUUAUAAGAGAAUUCAGAAUAUUCUGAGCUGGAAAAAUGCCCUGCGAUCUGAAGCCGACUUGAGGCAUGAACAUGGAAUUCCUCAUUACAUAGUCGGUGGAGAAAAAACAGGCCUCUUCUUUACCGAAAGAGCCGCAGAAGAUCCCUUAUUCUGGAUUCAUCAUUCUAACGUUGACUACCAAUGGUAUCAACGACAGACCAGAUAUUUGGAGACAAUAUUCGAACCUUGGAAGGAAAGAGGGAACAUUGGUCAAUCACUGACAGCCUUCCCAGAAACCGUGGGACAAGCCUUGAACCCUUUUAAGCUUGGAAGACUCAAAACAUGUGUGGAGUAUGUUGAAUACGAUGAUAGAUAUGAAGACUGGUUGAGAGAUAAAAGGACGCGAGCGAACAAGGUAGGGAGUUUGAGUUCUGGGACGCACGGGUACUCUACUGCUUCUAAAAUGGAAUGUAUGAAAAGCCAACAUAGUUUUCCAGCUCUGAUUUUCACACUAUUCAAGACAUCACCCGCUGAAAAGAAAAAUUUCUUGAGGAAUAGAAACCAAGAUGGAGAUUGUUGAACGUGAAGGAGACAUUUGAUAUUGAUUUAAAGA